GAAUUUAGCAAUGAACAGGAUUUUGAUAACGACCAGAAUUUCAGCAACGAACAGGGUUUUGAUAAUGAAAAGGGUUCUAAUAACAGACAGGGUUUUGAUAACAAACAGGAUUCUAGCAAUAAACAGAAUUCUGAUGACAAAUGGGACUCAGAUUUUUUGAGCAAAAGCAUUCAAGAUCCAGAAAAUCCAUCUACU
Dentiscutata erythropus is the source of this 195-nucleotide messenger RNA. NCBI's taxonomy places the organism in Eukaryota, Fungi, Glomeromycota, Glomeromycetes, Diversisporales, Gigasporaceae. The record is from the annotation of a GenBank genome assembly.